ACGAACGGAGAACGAACGGAGAACGAACGGCGUGUGCGUGGUGUGGCGGCGGUCUGCGCGUCUGUACCCCUGGUCCAGACCCCUGGUCAUCAAGGGUCGCCCCUGCAGCUAAGUCGCGCGAGGUCGGUGAUCGGGUCUACGGGUGUGCUCUAGUGAGAGUAGAAAAGGGGAAAGGGGAAGGUAAGGUCAGGGGUGAGAACACUCUGGGGUGGGGUAAUAAAACUGUAAGCACAAGCACGAAACGGGAAACGGUGUCCUGAGCCGGGCAUGAUUGAGAGAAAAGGUUGAAAGGCAAGAUGCUCACGAUACAACGCUCGGAAUUGCUAAGAGGGGGAGAAGGCUGCAACCCUCCCGGCACGCAUUUACUACCCCCCGUAGUACCCAGGGCUUCAGUCUCCGAGCCCGCCGAGAGGAGCGUUUCCUUCAAUCGAGACGUCCACGUGAAGAGGAUCGGACGUGGUACACCGCGCGUAACCGCGGCUCUCGUGGGCGAUGGAGAAGGUAGGUUGAUCGCCACUCCGGUCCAUAAGGAGAACAUCGCCACGAAGAGUAAGGAGGAUCUCGCACAGGAAGCGGCCCUAGUCCUGCAGCAAGCGGGCAGUCUUCACUGCGUGGCACACGACAAUCGACGCCUGCCCGGUCGCUUCAGCACCUUGCCGGCGCGUCGUAAUAAGAAACGUCCCGAUCUGCCAAUCGAUGUAAGAUCUCGCCGCGGUAGCGAGGAGAUCGGCACUACGACCACGAAUGCGGACUUCGACACGCCGCGGGCCAAGAAAAAACCACUGGAGAGGAGCGCCAGUGAUGCCAGCGCGAAGAAGCUAAAGAGUUCGCUCGCACGAUUCUUCUCGCCGAGUUUGGAGAGGCGCCGGAAGCCGGUCGGUCGAAGCGUGAGCGACGCAGGCUCCUGGACGCGUAACGGUGCGCAACGCAAACGAAGCGGCAGUGAGAGCGAGAGCUCGCACCUGAGUACCAUCAGCCAACGAGCGAAGAAGCAGCUAUCGCCGAUAAUCGAGUCGUCGCCGCACGUCAAUCAGCAGCCGUUCCACUUUGGCACUGCAAGUGCAGAUCGCGAAAACAACAAUCGACCGGAGCCGAAGAAGUCCAAAAAACAAGAGGAGCGAUCGAGCCCAGUUAUCGAUGUCGACGAGGUAAUAUCGCGAGACGUCGAGGCGAGAGAAACGACCGAGGGAACGACGCGCACCGACGAGUCUGCUGAUAGAUCGCCCAGCCGAGAGGCUAGAGUGAUCGAACAUCACAUAUUCGUCGAGGGUAGAGACGACGAAGAGAAGAGAGAACCCGAUCGAAAGCCCACGAAAACCAGCCGUACACCUUCACCUUCGAAGGAAUUAAAACGCGAGGGAGACGAGGUCGAUAAAGCGGACACUUAUAGUAUGCUACACAGUAGUCGCUACGAUCUUCAAAAACGCAGCGGAGAGUCCACUAUUCACAAGAUGAUCCACCGACUGUCCAAUGAUCGUUCACCACCUCCGCAGUUGACCAGGACGAUGGUAUCGCCGUCGCCGGGAUUCGGUCACAAUAACAAUCGACCGUUCUCCUAUACCAGACCAAACGACUCCUGUAGCCCGCCGCCUGCGCAGACCAACGUCAUUUAUGCGCAAGUACAGCCGGAUAAAAAGAAGGCUCAGCGAAGCCACUCUGACAGCGACGAAGGUCUCGGUCUCGAGAGGAAGGACUCCUCCCGCGAAAACAGUCCUGCGGAGAAGGAGUACCGCAGAACUGAUUACUCGUACAGCAAUGAUCUGCGUCGCAACAAUGAGAUCAACACCUUUAAGUCGAGAUAUGAGGAAGACCGUAAGAGUAGCAGCCCCUUCGGCAAACCCUUGGGUGGUUCAAAGGAUUUCAUCUCCAGGACCACCGAGGUCACGAGACGUCACGAGUUCGAUGGGCGUCUCUAUGACAAACCUGAAAAAUACACUUCGACCGUGUUCGUGGACACUUCUGGUCGAGGUAGGGCCGACGGUAUGGACGCCAGACGAAGGGAUAGCGGCGAAUUAAUCUCGAGACAGAAUGAAAGUGGAAUCUCGCCGAAAACGACCGAAUUAAGUGCACGACGAGAUCUGCUGGAGUCCAGGAUCAAGUCGAGAUUACUGGCUGACGAGAUGUUCGCCGCUAAGAAUAGCGCGAAUGUACCAGUGAAAAAAUCAAGCGAACACGAGAUAAUCGACAAGCCGAUAGUACCAUCGCCGGUCACGCCAAAUCGGAUCGCGUCGCCGAAGCGAUAUAUGGAUACCUACAUCACGGAGACGCGCACCAAUAGCAACGGCGAGAAGUACAUUUUCGAGAAAGAAAUACACGAGGACAACGGCAAAGUAUACGGCUACGAGAAGAAGAUCACUAACAAAAUCCCGACGAACGGCUACCUCGACACGAAACCGAGGGAUGGUUAUACCGUGGAAACUAGGACGGACAAAUACGGUGAUAAAUACAUCGUAGAGACGCGAACGCAUGAGGGUUAUACUGACAAUUUUAAACCGUUUCUCAGCGAUCGAAGUCGAAGCAGCCCCGAGGAGAAAUUUCAGACCGUCAGAAAUGGUAGCCCGUACAAAUCUUCGCAUUAUUUGCCAGAAGGAACCUCUACAACGAAUCACUUCCGCAGCGACUCACGGGAGAACGACGAGCUGUCGUCACCGAUUAUCGCCAAAAAAUUGAAUGAGCGCAAGUUCUCGAAGAGCGACGAUUUCCUGGAUCGCGAGAAUCGACCAAUUAACCGAGACGCGUAUCUGCCGAAAACAAAGAAACCCUUUGAAUCGAUCCGUGGCAUGAGCAAAUCGACGCAACGGUUGGAUGAGGUUGGAGAGAACGCCAGGGUGCGAGCGCUCAGAAGUGAGUACACCACGAGAUCGCACGAGAAUCUGAGCAGCCGAGCGGGUUACGUUAAUGCGCGAGACAUGAGACGUCCGACCGCAUUGUUGGAUAGCCCAACGAUAAAUGGACGCAGAGAGAGAUCACCGUUCGCGAAGCGUCACCUAGACAGCCUGCGUGAAGGCCCAAAUGACGACUACGACACUGAUAUCUCGCAGAUGACCAGCAGCCAGCUGGAAUCGAAGUACUAUGAGGAAACACGCACCACGCAGAGGUACACGAGCGGCAACAAACAUCAGAUUCAUGACGAUUACGACAGUUCGCCACCACGAAUACGCACCGAUCGCGGCGGUUACAAUUCCAGCCGAUAUGAUUCAGAUACUACCGCUAGGGAUUCGAUACGUUGCGACACUCGCUACGACGAAGCGCGCACUACGAGGAAGGAGCACCGUAAACUGGAUGAUGAUCCGAAGAAACCGUUGAGGCGAUCGCGCAAUCGGCUGGACUACUUUGACGAUUCCGACAGUCCACGAGGAAAGGUGUCCUCGGUCAGUCGUUUGGAGACGUUUACCGAGACGAUCCCGACCAGACCACCUAGGACUUAUCAUGAGGGCAAAUCGAGGCACACGAGACAGGAGGUGCGAGGACACACCGAGCGCCGCCAUCGCGAAACUAGACUGAGUGAUCCGGAUCGGAAGGAUCGGCUAGCCGAUUCCGGGAUUGAAAACGAUUAUAGAAGGGACUCUCAGGAAGCGGAUAGGCGGGAGCAGCUCGAGUCCGAGGACGAGGGUUUCGUCAACCGGCAGUUUAUCAAACACGAGCGACGACACACCGAUCGCAAUAUGAACCUGACGCCGACGUCCGAGCAACGCAAGUACGAUAAGUACGCGAGUGAUUCGUCGUCAAAGCCGCCAUUGGUCACUGCGAAACCACCUUCCGGUGCCGCCGACAAAAAGUAUGAGAAGAAGGCGGCGAAAAAGAGCGGCACCAUGAGCAAAGUCAAGCAGUUGUUCAGCAAGAAGGAGAAGAAAGCGAAAGAGGAGAAGAGUAAGAAAAGCGUGAGGAGUGGCAGCAGCGGCGCCUUGACCGAUGACGAAGUGACCAUGAGGUACAGAGAGUAUCGUGGAUAUCAGCUGAGGAGCGCCAAGAGUGCACGGGAUUUGGGCAGCGACAUCAAUCAGGAGGAUUAUAGUCAACGCAGACGCUUAUCGACACCUAGUGGCAGUCCGAGCCCUCCCAGACCGACCAGACUCUCGAGAUCCACCGGCACUCUUACUAGAGAAGAAGAGUCCUUCUGCGAGUCCAGCAACACCCUAACCAGGGACAACCAGGGCCAAGAGGCGGAGAGAAAGGGUUGGUUCAAGUCCCUCUCGAGGAAGAAUAAAUCCAAUGCUACGCCGGUGGAUAAAAAGCCAAGAAUACCCGAGAGCGAGAUCUUGACGACCGGCACCGAGGAUGAGGAAGCUUCCUCUGCGCCUGAACGAGUUUCCGUGCAAAAGAAUCUCCGCUUCUUCGGCGAUACGGAUCAGGAGUCCGUCUCGUCCAACAGAGACCGCAGAAACAAACGAGUUGACGACCAUGCCCGCUCGAGGCGUGAUGUCACGAAUUCGAACCGCUAUAAUUUGGGUAUCAUAUCAGCCCCAAGGAAAUCUUCGAGACUCGCUGAAAGCGCAUUGUCUUCGGGCGAGAGUACAACGGGUGAUAGUAGCCAGCAAAGUCAAAACUCUCAGAGAUCGCAGAGAUCUGUGGUGUAUCUCCAUGCUGCUACAGUCGGCGAAAUACCAGGCCCGAACGAACGACGCCGGGCAGCAAGUCGCGAGGAGUUAAAUCGACCGUUGCAAUCACACACGAGAACGGUGUCGAGAAGCGUGAGCGUCCUUGCUCCGUGGAAGCCGCGACAUUAUAGGGAACCGUUCGAGAUCAACUACGAUCAGCAACAGCAUGCAAAACCGAUCGCGACCAUGAGACGCAGACAACGAAGCCGCGAAACCCUCAGUCGUCGAGGAAAAGAAGCUCGGCGAAGCAAAGAUAAUAAUCUUUCUAAAACAAGUACGAUCAAUCGCAGCACAUUAAAAUCGAAGGACAAGCAGAAAGUGGAUAGAACUGUUUCCACGGAAUCGCUGGCCACCAAAUCGCGAGGCAUAGGCUCCAAAGUGGAAUUAAACAGAUCCACGUCCGUGCCCCGUGACCCGAACAAGAGUGCAGGAUGGUUCAAGCUAAAGAGCAAGAAGUCCCGCGCUUGAAUUGGACGGCCAUUGAUCAAUGCUAGUCUCGAGUUUCAUAAGUGUAAUCCGUAAUUUCGUAGGCGAUUAAUAAGCGUCGAUAUCCGGCGCGCGCUGAUUAAUAACGACGCGACUUAUCGAUAAUAUACACCUUUUAACAUGCACAUCGCGCGAAUGUCGAUUGCGACCACGCGAAUUUUUAAUUUUUUAACCGAGUAUAUGAUUGCGACAACGACGUGUAAAUUAAUUGCUGUCAACACGUUAAUCGAUUUUGCGAAUUUAUGGAAUUUCUGUGCUACCUAAGACACAAAGUUUUAAUCCCCGUAUAAAUAGAUCUAUAUAUCUAUACGUAACAGAAUAAAAACAAUUAUCCAAAUAUAUACAUAGGCACAUGCGAAAAAGAUUUGAACCUCACUUACGCGUCAAAUUAAUAUUAUACUCU
Molecule: messenger RNA, 5487 nt
Organism: Cyphomyrmex costatus
Lineage: Eukaryota; Metazoa; Arthropoda; Insecta; Hymenoptera; Formicidae
Gene: blo
Product: bloated
Exons: 8
Coding region: 297-5066 (1589 amino acids)
Source: RefSeq, a predicted model, not a curated record